CGCCACAUGCUCCUGCUACCUCACCGUCCCUCCCCGCACGAGAAGCCAGGCAGCCAGCCGAAGCCGUAGCCGUCGUGCACCGCACCAGUGGCAUUAGUGCAUUACUGCAUCUGCAUCGCUCGAUCCAUACGGACCGGUCGGUCUACGAUCCAUUUAAGCGUCUCCCACAGUGAGUCCACUCCGCGAAAAGGCAUCCUAGCCCGAUCCCCUUGGACAACAAAGCCAAGCCGGCUCCAGCUAGCUGUGCGUGCCCUCGGGCUUCAAUGCCUCCCCGGCCGAGCAUUCAAUGGCGUUUGCACGGGUAGGUGGCGCGACGUCGCGGCGGAUUGGCCCGUGGCGCGCGCUCCGGCCAGUUGUUGGCGAGUAACCCGGCGCGGCGCGGCCACCCAACGGCCCCCGGCGGCAAUUUAUGGGCGACCGCCCGUGCCGUUUCCCGUUCGGCCGCCGCCUACUAGCCUCCGCUCCAUCAUCCACCGGCCGGUCAUCAGGCCGCCGCCGGUGAAGCCCGAUCCCUUGGACUCUUGCUUUCGCUCAGCUGCUGAUCGACCACCCGUCGCAGUAACCACAAAGACCUGAUGGGUGGCGUGUAAAUGUGAUGUACGCACGCGUUGUGGCGAGUACAUCUGUACACACGUACGUGUACGCUGCUACUGUCAGGUACGGCAGUUUUUUUACACGCUGGGUGUUGCUGUGUAGCAGAGCUUUGCAGUUGCAGCUAGGGACUCGGGAGUGUGGUGUACUACUGGUAGUGGUAAGACCGACGUACAUACGGACCAGCAAUUAAUCGCCAUCCAUCCUCAACUGUGCAAGCUCCGACCAGUUCUAUAAAACCUCCGUCUUCCCUGCUGCGCUCUGCCAUCCCGUCACCUCCCCUUGCAGCAUUUCAUUGCUACGCUCCAUGUGGACUCACUUAUUACCGCAUUACACUAGCUAGCCAGCCCAGCCAGCCAGCUUGAUCUUCUCCUCUAUCGGGUCUGAUCGGAUCCGUUGAUCUAGCUGGUGCUGUGAGCGUACGUGUGUGUACAGUAGCUAUCUCUGGUCGAUCGCCGGCUGGCAAUGGAGGUGGGGACGUGGGCGGUGGUGGUGGCGGUGGUGGCCGCGUACAUGGCGUGGUUCUGGCGGCUGUCGCGUGGGCUCAGCGGGCCGCGGGUGUGGCCUGUGCUCGGCAGCCUGCCGGGGCUGGUGCAGCACGCCGAGGACAUGCACGAGUGGAUCGUCGGCAACCUGCGCCGCACGGGCGGCACGUACCAGACCUGCAUCUUCGCGGUGCCCGGCGUGGCGCGCCGCGGCGGGCUGGUCACCGUCACCUGCGACCCGCGCAACCUGGAGCACGUCCUCAAGGCGCGCUUCGACAACUACCCCAAGGGCCCCUUCUGGCACGCCGUCUUCCGGGACCUGCUCGGCGACGGUAUCUUCAACUCCGACGGCGAGACCUGGGUCGCGCAGCGGAAGACCGCCGCGCUCGAGUUCACCACGCGCACGCUCCGGACGGCCAUGUCCCGGUGGGUGUCGCGCUCCAUCCACCUCAGGCUGCUGCCCAUCCUGGACGAGGCGGCCAACGAGAAGACGCACGUCGACCUCCAGGACCUCCUCCUCCGCCUCACCUUCGACAACAUCUGCGGCCUGGCGUUCGGCAAGGACCCCGAGACGCUCGCCCCCGGCCUGCCGGAGAACGCCUUCGCCUCGGCCUUCGACCGCGCCACGGAGGCGACGCUCAACCGGUUCAUCUUCCCGGAGUGCCUGUGGCGGUGCAAGAAGUGGCUGGGCCUCGGCAUGGAGACCACGCUGGCCCGCAGCGUCGCGCACGUGGACGAGUACCUCGCCGCCGUCAUCAGGGCGCGCAAGCUCGAGCUCGCCGGCAACGGCAAGUGCGACACGGCGGCGGCCGCGGCGCACGACGACCUGCUCUCCCGGUUCAUGCGCAAGGGCUCCUACUCGGACGAGUCGCUGCAGCACGUGGCGCUCAACUUCAUCCUCGCCGGCCGCGACACCUCCUCCGUGGCGCUCUCCUGGUUCUUCUGGCUCGUGUCCACGCACCCCGACGUGGAGCGCAAGGUCGUGCGCGAGCUCUGCUCCGCGCUCGCCGCGUCCCGCCUCGAGUUCCGCCCCGAGCGGUGGCUGUCCGCCGACGGCACCCGGUUCGAGCCGCACGACUCGUACCGGUUCGUGGCGUUCAACGCCGGGCCGAGGAUCUGCCUCGGCAAGGACCUGGCGUACCUGCAGAUGAAGAACAUCGCCGGCAGCGUGCUCCUCCGCCACCGCCUGGCCGUGGCGCCGGGCCACCGCGUCGAGCAGAAGAUGUCGCUGACGCUGUUCAUGAAGCACGGGCUCCGGAUGGAGGUGCGCCCGCGCGACCUGGCCCCGGUCAUCGACGAGCUCCGCACCGCCGACGCGGCAGCAAGGCCGGCCACGGCGCCCUGCGCGUAGAAGAUCCCGGGGAUCUGCGCGCCAAGAUCCGUGCUGCCGAGGAGACGCUGGACAUUGAAUGUGUAGAUAAGCGUACAAGACAGUAAGUAAAUUAAAUGGGUUUGGUGAGAGCAUUCAAGUCACUUCUCUUCCGGAAUUUACCAUUCUGAUAAGGGAGAUGGGGAAAUUUUUGCAAUUAUAUUGGCAAGAUCUAGCUAGAUUUGGAUCUGGGCAUGUACUACGUCUACUACAAAGGGGUGAAAGAAAAGGGGAGGGUAAAAAAAAUAGAGUAAUAAUUCAGGAUCGAGUGCUGCAGAUUAUUUGUUGGAGGCAGUUCGUGUUGGUGACCGGCCAGCUGUUCUACUACUACUAUUUUUUGAAUCUUUUUCAUGUUUUUUCCCCAAUCUAUUCCUAGAGAGGUGUCAAAUUUACCAACAAGCAACAAACAUGUAAAGUAAACGUGUACUGAACUUUGUUUGCUUGUUUGGGACCAUCAUUUUCAUGGGCUGCAA
Messenger RNA from Setaria italica (foxtail millet), 2918 nucleotides. RefSeq names its product cytochrome P450 86A2. Lineage: Eukaryota; Viridiplantae; Streptophyta; Magnoliopsida; Poales; Poaceae. The transcript is spliced from 2 exons. The coding region runs from base 1057 to 2427 and encodes 456 amino acids. Gene Ontology annotation, molecular function: heme binding; iron ion binding; monooxygenase activity. The record is from RefSeq and is a predicted model, not a curated record.